Messenger RNA from Dovyalis caffra, 831 nucleotides. Lineage: Eukaryota; Viridiplantae; Streptophyta; Magnoliopsida; Malpighiales; Salicaceae. The record is from the annotation of a GenBank genome assembly.
AUGGCUGCUGCUGCUCUGGCCUACAAAUGCAUGGAGGUUGCAUACAUGAGGGCAAUUUAUUCCUCACAUGCCCAUGCAAAGAGAGAUCGGCACGAGUUGCAGAUGGCUUUACAAAUUAUUCCUCCAGGUGAAUCGCCCUCCUCUUCUGCCUCUGAUAUUGAUAACCUGAACCACACAACAAUAGCUGACAAGGUUCCCUUAACCAAAGGCACUAGCUCGCCUCAAGUAACUGGAAGCCACAUUAUUGCCGCUCAGAAUCGUCCCAACUUUGUGCGGUUGCUCAGAUUUGCACAGGAUGUGAAUUCUGCAAUGGAAGCCUCUCGAAAAUCAAGGGUUACUUUUGCGGCAGCUAAUGUCAGCUUGGGAGAAGACCGAUGUGGAGAGGCCAUUUCUUCCAUUAAAACAGCUCUUGAUUUUAACUUUCAAGACGUGGAGGGAUUACUACGUUUGGUGCGGCUUGCAAUUGAAGCUAUUAGCAGAAUAGGAGAGGCGGCGGUGCACUUAAAAUCUGGGUCGACCUUUAACAGAAAUUUCAAGGGAAGAGAUAAAGAGAAGGAUUAUCGGACCAUUGGAAACAUGCAAAAGGAGCUGUCAUCAAAGAGAGUUCCUAAUGUGAAAUGGGAAGAUGCUGGUGGGCUUGAAGAUGUGAAGAAAUCAAUUUUGGAUGCUGUUCAGUUACCUCUAUUGCAUAAGGAGAUGUUUUCUUCUGGGUUGGGUAAGCUGUCUGGACUCUGGUGUUCUUCUAGAUGGUCCUCCUGGAACAGGAAAAAUUCAGAAUCUCCGCCCAGUGUGGAUCAAGCUGACUCUGUUGUUGUGGAGUAUGGCAUUUGA